GUACUAGUCCUGAAAAGCUGGAAAAGGGAAGUCUUCUCCCACUCAUAAAACUCACUCGGAUACCAUAAAUCGCCCAAACACGAGGCACUCUCAUACGUACGAGGCCGACGCUUCAAUCCCGGCGGCUGGGGUUGAAUCCUUUCAACACCGUGCAGGUCGAAGAUAAGAUCCCUGUUAACAAGGCGAUUGUUCCAAAACAAAAGGCAUACUCAUCCAUCUCUGUCUGGGCCCUCCUUGCUGACGCUUUGACCCUGAAUACUUUACCAAAGAUGGCUUCCGACCAGGGUCUCAAGCAGCCUGUCUCGAACACGGUCCCGCAACCUCGACGCAGCCCUCCCCGUGCCAAAGCAAUCGCUUCUAUUGCUUCCUCCUCUUCUACCCCUAGUUACCUGAACCCAACUCAAUCAACCACAAACAAAGCCGUUGUCGCGGUCAAACCGACACCGGCCUUGGAACCUAGCCUACGCCACACCUAUCGAGCUCGACAGCGAUCCGUAAUCUCGAACGCCUCGAUUUCUUCUCCAUCCCUCGCUCCAAACGAACGUCAUCAGCAAGGAUUCCGAUCCCCGUCGGCGUCGAUCACGACAUCGACAACGCCAGAAUCAUAUAUGCAGCAACCAGCUCAAGUACAAUCUUUACCACAAUCGAUGUCGGACCCCGAUGAUGCGCCUCUCGACAAUGAGCAUAUAUCUCUCGAUGUUGACUAUCCAAUGAGGGGUCAUUCCAUGGGAACUGAGGCAGCAUUCCUCGAAUGGUUCCCCGUUCUGGUUCCCAAUCCUGGGUCCGAAACCAGUACAAGAUUCUUUUGGAGCAUUCUAUUCAACUGGUUUACCGUCGGGGUUUUGCAUUUUGUGACCUCGAUUGAUCUUGAAGAACGGAAGAAAUAUACACCAUUUGUAUAUGGUGAUAGCAUCGACAGCUUGACAUGCGGCGGAGCCGUGAAAACUUCAGCUCUCAUCCCGGUCAACCACAAUAAGCCGGAUUGGGUACUCUCCUAUAUUGCUAGGAACCGUUCCGGCUUCUUGAUGGACAGAAUCUGCAUGAUCAUCAAGAGCAAGCCCAGGAUGAAUUGGAAUACAGCUAUGGCGCAAAUCGUGGUCUACACCGCCAAAGCCCUUCUAAUGGACGGCUGUGCCAUGGGCUUGGUAGUCGCUGGAACGGAGUACCGAUUUCUCCGGUGGGACACAGAGGAAAGACGCCUAUAUAUGGUGGUACCAGUACGAGGCUGGGACCACGGCAAUUCGUUGCCGUUAGGACGCAUCUUGCAAGAAUUCACCGAGAGCGUCGGCGGCGAAGAAUGGGACGUGCAGCACCCCGUGCCUUCGCAGCGGGAGCUGGCACGCCGUAAUCUUUAUAGCAUCUUGAAGCAUCUGGAUGAACAAACUCGGAGCAUGGUCGCAGAUCAGCAAGCAGGACGAAACAGAUUCACCAUGACCUUACGUCCCGUUCUUAGCGGCGCGAAGUUCGUCGAAAUCACGGAAAUCUGGGGGAAUCUGCCGCGCUCAUCUUCCCCUCUUACAAAUGGCGUCAACAUAUCACCAACCAUACACGAAGCUCCUGAGCCAGAAACCGGCGGAUCUUCGCGCGGCCGAGAUCAGGAGGCCAAUGGCGGAACCGCAGAUCAGGGGGCCAACGGCGGAACCGCCGGUAACGAUUACCUCAGUGACGACGACUACCUUGACGAGAGCGAUGACGAGGCUCAAUACCGUGCGAAAUGGAAGAGUCUGGGCAACAUGUCCGAUGCGAACAAGGAGGCCUGCCUAUUUUAUGACGAGUUCCAGAGGGAACACGUGAUUCCCUUUCGACGGGAGAAACGAAUCGACGCCUGGGCUCAAGGCAUUAUCGGUGAUGUGCCUGGCCUGGUUAGAUCGACACCCGAUGCUCCAAUUACGAGCGACUCCGAGAACUGACCGCUCUCCACCCCGAAACGAUUGCUGAUUCAUUGCAGAAGGUGUAGCGGAAGCUGCGGUCCAGAAUGUAUCGAUCAUCUUAGGCGUAUCAUUUAGAUCCAUAGAAUAGAAUCAUACAGACUUCCGAUGCAUAUAUCAGUAACCAGCAAUUGAAAGCAUUAUCACAGG
Molecule: messenger RNA, 2078 nt
Organism: Filobasidium floriforme
Lineage: Eukaryota; Fungi; Basidiomycota; Tremellomycetes; Filobasidiales; Filobasidiaceae
Exons: 6
Coding region: 270-1910 (546 amino acids)
Source: RefSeq, a predicted model, not a curated record